AUGCCCGUGUCAUUGGUGAAGGGCAGCCAAUUGUCGUCAACCAACAGCAUUGGCACUGCAAUGAAGUACGUGGAAGGCGAGAGCUGUUUCUCGGCAGCUACCACUGCGGCACGAACACCGGACGCCAGACGCCAGACGCCGCGCAGUCCGGGUAAUCGUAGGAUGAGGGGGAGGCAAACGGCAAACGGGAAAAUUCCCGUCUUUUCCGGGUCUAGUCUCAUCCAACAACAAAACAUUCGCGACGUUGAGGUUGGUAAGUCCCAGUUUUCCUUCCAAUAUCCAAAAGUCUGGACCUCAGGAGAGCAAGGUCGCAUGACCACGUCAAGGAACAAGCCAAGAGCUGAAGCCUCCCGGCAAGCUCGAACAGCUCAAAGCCUCGAACAACAACCCAAGAGAUCCGGCCGCUGGAACACUUAUGCGGGGCAGGCCCCGCAAGAUGUGUUCAUGUGUACAGCCUUUUCUCCCGGGGGUCAGAGAGACGGACGGUGGGACAUGAUUCACGUAUUCGGCCUCUUCCAGCUUCGCUAG
Messenger RNA from Colletotrichum abscissum, 528 nucleotides. RefSeq lists its product as uncharacterized. The transcript has 4 exons. The record is from RefSeq and is a predicted model, not a curated record. Bases 1 to 528 code for a protein of 175 amino acids. Lineage: Eukaryota; Fungi; Ascomycota; Sordariomycetes; Glomerellales; Glomerellaceae.